UGCCUGUGCCCCUCCCCGGGUUUCCCGCCGCCCAUGCCCCCAUGCUGCUGCGCUUGUUGCAGUCACUGCUGCUCCUGGGCAUCUUGGCCCCGGUGAGACUCCGGGCCCGCGCUGACCUCGACCCGGAUGCCGACCUGCCGGACUUGCUGCUUGUCCAGAGCCCCCACACAUCGGGGCCCCUCGAUGCACCGCGCCAGGGGCGCAUCCAUCCCACGAUCCCCAUCACACAGUACACCCUUGGCCACCUGGAAAGCGCCCUCUUCGAGCAGCGCACCGAGCAGACCCUCUUCCCGGGGCUGAGAUUGGGCUCGCUGUUCGCCCGGGACCCCAUCGAGACCUUCACCUUCCAGGGCAUUCCCGAAGAGGCCGCCGGCUCGCUGAUGGCCCUGCCCUUGCGCGGCGCGUCUCCGCUGUUUGCCUGGCAGAAUGCCCGGACGCUGGCCCUCACCACCACCAGCCCCCGAAACUACAUCUUCAACCUCCCCCAAUCCGACCCGCCGGCCACUCUCUUGGCGGCCGAGGCCAUCGGUCGCCAAGCCGGCCGGCUACUGGUCGGACUCGAGGGCUCCAACGCCAAGCUCAUCCAGCGAUUCGAGGGUGAAUGGGAGUCGGAGCGCUUGACCUUCCGCGCCUCUUCGGCCACCGCCGGCCUGCCUGGGCACCUGUUUGCAGCCACCACCACCGGCUGGGCAUGGCUCGAGUUUGAUGAGGACCCGGUGAUCGUCAAUGUCAAUGAGCCGGUGCUCGGCCUGGCCGCCACUCGGCUGAUCACAUCGAGCUCCAGCCGCAUGGACCUGGUGGUCCUGACCGCCACCCGGCUCUUGGUCUAUCUCGGCGUCAGCAGUGAUGGCGCCUGGCAGGAUGUCCUGACGGAUCCCCUGCCGGCCACGCGGAACAACCUUUCCCUGCACAUGGUGCCCCGCGUGCCGCACAUCACCCGCCCCACCGGCUAUCUGUUCCUGGUCCAACAGGCAGCCGACUCGCCGGUCCUCUGGCGUGUGAACUACCAUCCACAGGGUCUCCUUUGGCAGCGUGUCCAGGUUCCGGCAUCGAUGGACCUCCCUUCGGCCGGCAUCCUGCCCGCGUUGAUGGCCCACGGGUCGGGCGAACUGAUGGAGCACUGGCUCCCGAGCUCCGGCUCGCGUGUCUUCCCCACUGACCAGCAGUUUGCCUGUGCCGGCGCCGAUCCCAGCAUCGUCUGUGACUCGUCCAGCGCAGGGUGGGCCUGUGCCCCGGGCCGCGCCUUUGCCCCGCUGCUCUCCCCGGUGGAGCUGUGUGCCGGCUGUGCAGAUGGCUAUUAUCAAGUGUCCCUCGGGCCGCAUCGAUAUGCUUGCGAGCCCUGUCCCGGGGACCAUUGCCGUGCCUGUGUCGGUGGAGUGUGCACCGCCUGCGAAAUGGGCUUCCUCCUGCAGCCGGCCACCGCGCCCGGCCAGGCGCCAACCAGCUGCCUGGCUGAAUGCUCACCGGGCUUCCAGCCUGCCGGGGAGGAAUGCAUCCUGGCUGCCCCUUCGUCGGGGAUGGCGGCGUCCAUUCAGCCGAUUCCCCAACAAGGGGCAGGCCGGAUGUCGGCUUUGACCUCCACCCGUGCCACCCUCCGCAAUGGGCGGCUCUAUGUGUCCAAUGCUUCGCUGGCUGACUCCCAGGGCUCCGGGACAUUCAUUGUGGCCAUGGAUGAUGGCCAACUCCAAGCUCUGGAUGGAGCACAACUGGUCGCCAAUCCCACCGGGCCGCUGCCGCUCCAGCCUCUGGCCAAUUUCCCGAACAUCGGCCCGGUGCAGCUUCUCCUGGAGCUGAGUACCAAGGUUGUCUCGGAAAACCGGGUGUAUCUUACCCUGCUCUUUGAAAAUAACUCCCGCCGGUCCAGCAUGGUGCUCAGCUGCACAUUGCCCGGCUCCAAUCCGGCCGACGAGUGCGCCCUCACGGCCCACAGCCCGGUUGAAAUCAACGGGACCCGGACUUCCAACACCCCUGGCCAGCGUCUAUCACCCACGGUAGCCCGGUUCGGGGCCAACCUCCUCGAGCUCCAGUCCAACGGCAGCCUGCUCCUGGUGAUCGACCCGCACAACCAUUCGGACAGCCCCUCAACCAUGGUGCCACACAUGGCUCCGGCCACCGGCCGGCCGCUGGCUUGGCUCUAUCGUCAAACGCCCUCCGGCGGGUUGGUUGCCCAUCCGUGGGAUCUCGUCCGCUUUGGCGAUGCACGAACCUCGGCAGACGAUUCGGACUUUGUUCACACGAACAACCCCCUCGCCGGCCCAUCUCCCGGCCAACAGGCAAGCGCCUUGUCCGGCCGCCAGGCUUCACUUCGGGCGAGCCCCGCCGAGUUGGACGCCUCCUCCUCUGCUGCCUCCUCUUCGGCCUCAGCCUCCUCGACGUCGGCAUCUUCGGCCUCAGCCUCCUCGACGUCAGCUUCUUCAGCAUCAGCUCCGGCGUCGUCCUCGUCCUCAUCGUCGUCCUCGUCCUCAUCGUCGUCCUCAUCGUCGUCUUCAUCCUCAUCGUCGUCCUCGUCCUCAUCCGCGUCCUCAUCCGCGUCCUCAUCCGCAUCCUCAUCCGCGUCCCCAUCCGCGUCCUCAUCCGC
Fonticula alba is the source of this 2578-nucleotide messenger RNA. RefSeq lists its product as hypothetical. The record is from RefSeq and is a predicted model, not a curated record. The annotation marks the transcript as partial. Lineage: Eukaryota; Rotosphaerida; Fonticulaceae. The transcript is spliced from 2 exons.